Molecule: messenger RNA, 454 nt
Organism: Trichobilharzia regenti
Lineage: Eukaryota; Metazoa; Platyhelminthes; Trematoda; Strigeidida; Schistosomatidae
Source: the annotation of a GenBank genome assembly
CACCUAACGUGAGACAGAGAUCGCAGACAUCUAUGAUCGAAAGCAGUCAACCUUUUCAUGUCUUCAACUCGUAUUGGCCAUGUUUCAGAGCCAUAGAGAAGGACGGACGGAGCGAACUGAUGAGCAGUACACACGUCCCUUGGUUGUUGAUAGCCGGAUGUCACGCCUACGCCAACUGAAGAUCACAUGGCCGGGCCGGAAAGAAUCACCAACAAGAAACUAUGGCUGGGAACAAACAAAACAAGAACCAAUCGCCCAACAACAACAAAUAUGCGGGAGAAAGUGGAGAUGGUUUGAACACUCACGGCUGAGGAGGCCGCUGGGUGACAUCGCGCGCGCGUCAGGCCCUCAAGUGGAACCAGACCGAAAGGGAAGCGGCGAGUAGAUCGACACUGCAAGGAUGACAUGGAAGAGAUCGUGUGAAGAGGAAUUGAAACAGAAUGGACUAACAUAG